GGAGGGAUUGCUGAUUCCAAUUCUACAGAGGGACGUGCGGUAACUGUUAUCUUAAUAAUCAUGAAUAUAGUAACUGCCCCCCUUACAAGUUUAUUGAACGGACUUGUCAUAAUCGCUGUGAAAACAAAAUCCAGAUUGCAAACCAAGUCCAAUAUAGCACUCGCAUGCUUAGCGACUACAGAUUGCUUCGUGGGGGUCAUUGGACAGCCUACUUUCAUCGCCUUGAACAUAGUAAUUUUACAAGCCGGGACUUCUAAUACACACUGCUUCAUAAGGCAGCUGUCGAAGGCCGUUCUCACGGUAUUAGUCAGGGCAUCGCUGUUACACCUAUGUCUAAUGUACCUAGACAGGUAUAUUGCCAUAAAGCACCCGUACAGGUAUACAACUGUGGUCACAGCAACUCGCAUUCUCUGUUCUUCUGCUUUCGCGUGGACUGUGGCUCUGCUGUCGACUGCAACUUCACCUUUUCUUAACGAAAAACUAUACAAACCGUUGAAUGAUGACACCAUAAUCACGUUCUUUUGUACAACUAUCAUUACUUUCUGUCAAAUCGUCCUUUACUACGAGACUCGCCGUCACGAAAAACAAAUCGCUGCUCACCAAGUUUCAGAAAACGACCGAGAAAAAUUCGUGAAGGAGAAAAAAGCUCUUAAACUCACAACGACUGUUUUGUUCUUCUUGCUACCGACGUAUUUACUUGCGGUUAUUAUUGGAAUACUCAUACGAAACACUUUCUUCGAUUCCUUAAAUGUAGCACAUAUUGCUUAUGCUAUAGCGGGCUUUCCGAUACUACUUAAUUCGCUUAUAAACCCAGUUAUUUACUGUAUUAGAAGAAGGCAAUUUCGGGUAGCUUUCAUUGAAAUACUCUUCAGAAAAAGUAAUCUACAAGCACAGGAAAUUGAAAUGCGAGUGAAGGGAGCACGACAAGGUCUGGGAUAG
Messenger RNA from Porites lobata, 939 nucleotides. Lineage: Eukaryota; Metazoa; Cnidaria; Anthozoa; Scleractinia; Poritidae. The record is from the annotation of a GenBank genome assembly.